Spea bombifrons (plains spadefoot toad) is the source of this 6791-nucleotide messenger RNA. It is a transcript of the gene PRRC2B, whose product is annotated as proline rich coiled-coil 2B. NCBI's taxonomy places the organism in Eukaryota, Metazoa, Chordata, Amphibia, Anura, Pelobatidae. The transcript has 32 exons. Gene Ontology annotation, biological process: cell differentiation. The record is from RefSeq and is a predicted model, not a curated record. The coding region runs from base 214 to 6720 and encodes 2168 amino acids.
AAAGGGAAAAAAUACACAGAACGAGAGAGACGGAGGAGAGAGAGGCGAAGAGUCGGAGCAGAAUCGCCUUAAAUCCGUCGACAUCCCGUGCACCGACCGCCUAUCCCGAGCUCGGAAUUGUUUAGAAUUUAGCCCAUAAGAGCCCUCCACCAGACCAGGCAGAUAGGGAGAGGAGCAGAGAAAAAUUUCCCUACUAGAUGACAUUUCAUCGCAAUGUCCGAUCGUUUGGGGCAGAUAUCCAAGGGAAAGGAUGGGAAAAGCAAGUACUCGUCUCUCAACCUGUUUGACAAGUAUAAAGGGAAGUCAAUAGAAGCAGUCAGAACCACAGUUAUACCUAGACAUGGCCUACAGAGUCUUGGGAAAGUUGCUGCUGCCCGGCGUAUGCCACCUCCCGCAAACCUGCCAAGCUUGAAAUCUGAGAAUAAAGGAAACGACCCAAAUAUAAUUAUCGUGCCCAAGGACGGAACAGGAUGGGCAAACAAACAGGAGCAGCCAGACCAAAAGAGUUCCAGUGUAACAGUUCCUGCGCCGCAGGAGUCGCAGCAGCCGCAGGGUUCGCAGAAGUCUCUCUCCAAUUUACAGAAGCCGAACCCAGUGAUAAAUCAGGAGAAUAUAAGUUUAGUGCCAGGUGGGCAAAGGUCAUGGGCACAGCUGAAUGGAAAGCCAGCCGGACACGAAGGUGGUUCAAGGGGCUCAAACCGACUGUUGUCCUUCUCUCCCGAGGAAUUUCCAACGCUGAAAGCAGCUGGCGAGCAAGACAAGGCUGGCAAAGAAAAGAACGUCUUAGAUCCAUCGUAUGGGCCCGGACCAAGCCUCCGCCCCCAGAGUAAGCCCCUCGCCCUGCUUCCCGAUGUCACCAGUUGGAGGGAGGGCGGUUCGAGAAACAUUUCUGGCAUCUCUCCAACCGUCUCUCCUACUGAGCCGGGCAGCAAAACCACCGCCGUUUCAGGAGACGGCAGCUCCUCCUUAGCACUUGCAACCGACACCAAGGAGCUUUCGCUGCGCCCAGCUCAACCCAACCGAAAAGCGGCUUCACAGUUCAUGGGGAACACAUACCAUCCACCGACUUACCAUGAUAUGUUACCGGCUUUUAUGUGCUCUCAGCAGCCAUCAGAACCCGCUGGGACAUCGGACCGUGCUUCCUUUCCUGUCCUCGCAGCUUCCCAACCUCGCCUUGAACCUCGUGUCCCAUUUCGGCAGUACCAGAUGAAUGACCACGAUGGAAAAGAGAACCGGUUUCCGGGAGGUCCACCUCGUUCCGUACGUCCGCUGCGACCACAGCCGGAGAGGACGCAGAGACCCACGAUCAUUAAUGCCGAAGAUCUCAAGGAGUUAGAUGACCUUGACAAUGAUGCAGAGGACGGCUGGGCUGGUCUACAGGAUGAAGUGGAUUAUUCAGAGAAACUUAAAUUCAGUGAGGAUGAAGAUGAAGAGGAGGCAGCCAAAGAUGCCAGAACUAAAUGGAACGGCUGGGACGGCAGGAGGCAACGUCAGGUCUCUUUCACUUCCACGGACAGUGCCGAGGCCAAGUAUCCAAUAGAAGAGGGGAAAAUCAGGAGUGAUCCGCUGGUUCAUCCGCGACCUAUCCGGAGGUCACAGGAGCCUCUGCAGCAAGGCUCUCGAAAACCAAGCAGCUGGGCAGCUGUGGCGGAGCACCAGAAGCCUGCUGCCCCUGCUACGAUUUUAAGACAGCAGUCUGCCGAAGAGAAGGAAGACAAACCGCCGCCACGGCAGAAGUUUGUCCAGUCCGAAAUGUCGGAGGCAGUGGAGCGCGCACGCAAGCGGCGCGAAGAGGAGGAACGGCGUGCCCGGGAGGAGCGCCUGGCCGCGUGUGCCGCCAAACUAAAGCAGCUGGAUCAGAAAACAAAACCGACUCCAAAAUCGCCAGGAGAUGCUCCGAGGCAAGCGGAGAACAAGGAGAAUGAGGACCCUCGAUCUCCAGUCUCUGACCGGAGCGGCUCCCAGGAGAAUAGUCACGCUUCUCGGAGAGAAUACUCCACCCCGGAGCACCUGCCCGAUUAUCCUGAUGAAGAACCUCCUGUAGCACAGAGGGUAGAAUCGAGUAGUGAUGAGGAUUACCCAGAAUCCACUUCUCCAGUGCAGGAAUUCAAUAAGCACCAGAAGCUCAUCCCUCCGCGGUUUCAGAGGCAGCACCAGGAGCAGUUAUACAAGAUGCAGCAAUGGCAGCAGCAGCACCAGCAGCAAGCUGCAGCAUACGUGGCGUCUUCCCAUUCCAAUCCGCCGCGCACUUUCUAUUCCCAUCAUCCGCAGAUGUUGGGGUUUGAUCCUCGCUGGAUGAUGAUGCCUUCGUAUAUGGAUCCACGGAUGACUCCGGGUCGUGCCCCCGUGGACUUCUAUCCCCCAUCCAUACACCCUCCAGGUGUGAUGAAACACAUUAUCCAGCAAGAGUCUAUGAGCAAUGAGGAAUGCCAAGCGGACAGGAGACCCCCAUCAACAGAACCAGUGUCCACAUGGAGCCCAGAUGGCUGUGUCCAUUUACAGAACAAGGUCUACUCGGUCCCCCAGCAGAAGCAGGCUGAGAACGCAGCGGAUUGUAGUUACCGGAACGAAAGCUCUUACUCUGUCUCAAGGGAAAGGUCAGAGGGUGUACACACCCACCACGGACCCUUAGAAGAGCGAGACGGGGACUAUUUAGCAUCCAGCAGUUAUGAAAAGAAAUCCUCUGGAAGUAUAACCAGCUGUCUUUCACCUCAAAGAAGAGGGCAAGAUGCUCUGUACCAGCCCAUUCAGCCUUCAGAGUCUGGCAUUAAAAUGGGAAACCAUAUUGGUGCAAGGGAUUCAUCCACAAGGGGCUCAGAGUUUGGCAAAAAUGAUAAAAAACCUCAGUUCAAAGGUUGGGGCUAUGUAAAUAAUAAAUCAUCAGAUACAACAAGCAGCGCAGAAGAAGAGGCACAUAAGGAGGAGCAAUUAUUGGAUGCUGGUUCAUGGAAGAAGGAAGACUGUGGUUAUCAGGAUAACACAGAGGAAGGUCAUUGGCGAGGUGAUUCCACCAAAUCUAGUAACCAACAGCAGUCCGAAAGCCUUGGCAGGAGUCGAAGGUCUGGUCCGAUAAAGAAACCGGUUCUCAAAGCACUUAAGGUGGAGGAGAAGGAGCUGGAAAAAAGCAAACCAGAAACUAAAGAUCAGGUUAAAACGACAAAAGAAAAACUUAUUUCGAGACCCGACAAUGCUGUCAAAACAGAUCUGACGGUUCCGUGCUCCCCUUCAGUCCCGUCGGAAGAAAAAAGCGCUUUCCCCUCUAAUAACGUUCAGGAAACUGAGAUCCCUCAAGAAAAAGUUGAAAGAAGCUGGGAAAAUAAGCCUUCUCGGGAGUCUACUAGCGUGCCCCUGACAAAAAGAAACAACUGGAUUUUCAUUGAUGAAGAGCAAGCGUUUGGCACCAGGUCUCAGGGCCGUGGAAGAGGCAGGGGUUUUAGAGAUUUUGGCUUUAGAGGCCGUGGCGCGGUCGGCCCAUAUGCUGGGCAGAGAUUGAGUAGAGGAAGGGGCGUAAGGGACUUCAACCCUCCGGAAGACUUUAGAGGCAAGGUUUCCCGCAGACGUGUAGCUAGCGAAACCCACAGCGAAGGCUCAGAGUAUGAAGAGCUUCCCAAACGUAGACGUCAGAGGGGGACGGAGAAUGGGAGCGAACCUCCCCUUUUAGAAAAGGAAGACGAUGUAAAAAAGGGUGACUUCCAGGAUUCCUGGAGGUCCAAUAGAAAUUAUUCCGAUGAUCCCAACGCUACAGAUCCAAAGGCCAGAGCCCCGCGUGCUUUUGGAAGAUCCCUUCCCCCAAGGCUGAGUAACAGCUACGGAAGAAGGCCGUUCACCUCCAAAGAGUCUUCUAAUUGGCAACCCAAAUCGGGAGGCUCUACCUGGCAAGAGUAUAACCCGUCGUCCGAGUCUUACGGGACCCGUCAGAACACAGAGAGGGACUAUGUUCAGGAUCGUAGGUAUUCAGAUUCUUAUUCUGGUAGAGGUUUUGACGAAACCCAAGGUGACAGGCGACCGUUCUUCCAAGACGAAUAUUUAGAUCGAGACAAUUUGGAGAAGCGGUCUUUUGGUAGAAGGCGCCCUCCUCGUCAAGACAAACCUCCGAGGUUUAGACGUCUCAGACAAGAAAGGGAAACCGUCGGCCAGUGGAGCGGUGAAGAGGUGAGCGGUACCGUGAACAGCCACGAUCACUGGCAUGUGCGCCAAAAGGUGUCAUUAGGGGAGAAAUCUGGCACAUCUACAAGGAGGUCUCCUGAAACCUCUUACCGUAACUCUGAACAUGUGAACGAAGAGUGGGAAACGGCAUCGGAAAGCAGUGAUUUCAGUGAAAAGAGGCCUGUGGACUUGGAGGGCGAUGCAAAUGUAUCUGGAAAUGGGUUCUCUGAAAAGAGAGAAUUGUCCAAAAGGAGCUUUUCCAGCCAGAGGCCUCUUGUGGAUCGUCGAAAAGUUGAGCCUUCUGGUUACGAUGAAAAACCUUCAAGAGUCGGUGGGAAUUCUUCCCGUAACGAUUACCAGCAGAAUGGUGUCCCGCUAAAGGGCAGUCGAUGCUCUGACGACUCCUACUCCCAAGAGAGCAGCCGCCAUAGAUACAGCUUGGAGCACUCAAUACACGGUGACCAUGGAGAUUCUUCUGGAAAAAACCAUGAAAGGGACUCCAGGCCAUGUGGGCUGAAGGCUAAAGAGCAAGCAGAGACUAUAGCGCAGUUUGAUAUGAAAUACAGCGAUCUGGUCUUGGACGAAGACUCCGAAGUAGGAGGAGAUGGUUAUCCUGACGCGGUCAAUAAGCCAAGUCGCGUGCUGGACAAAGACCAUAAGAAAAAGGACCAGAUGGUUCAGGUUUCGUCGAAAGGCAACAGCAUCCAGUCCAGAAUUCCUCCUCGAUUUGCCAAAAAGCAGAACGGCAUGUGCCUGGAUCAGAACAGUGUUAACAGCAAAGAGAUCUGGGAGAAUAACAGCCAAGGUAUGUCUGUUCAGUCUGGCAGUGAUGCCUGGAACAAGCCUGUGAGUGCCUUUAGCACGGAGUCCAGCUCCUCGGAGGGCUUCAAAUCAAGUCAAGGUGACAGCGGCAUUGACCUAAGCGAGUCUCGGGAGUCAUCUGCAACGUCGUCUCAGCGUAGCUCCCCAUAUGGCACCAUGAAACCCGAUGAGAUAAACGGCACGAGUAUGGUGGAGUCCAAGUCAGAUUGCCCUAAAGAUCAAGGACAGAAACAAGCAGACAGAAAGGAUUCUGAAGCUGGUUCGGUGGUGAACAAAGACCACAAGCCUGGUCCCAUUGGGAACGAGCGCUCUCUAAAGAACCGAAAAGGCUCCGAAGGCACCGAGCGUUUAGAAGGCAGCGUCCCUCCGGUUAACGGGGUUGAAAUCCAUGUGGAUUCUGUCCUCCCAGUUACACCAAUUGAGUUUGGAGUAAGCGCAAAAGAGGCAGACUAUUCCUUACCUCCCGGGGGAGCUCCUGGUUCUACGGCUAACACAGUCACAAAACUUCAGGACGCUCUGGCUAACAAAGCAGGGUUAACACAAUCCAUACCUAUUCUGAGAAGAGAUCACCAUCUCCAGCAGGGCAUGAGCCUGAAUCCAAUGUCCUACCCCACUGCUGAGCUUACUCUGAAGAUGGAGUCUGCACGCAAAGCUUGGGAAAACUCACCCAGUUUGCCAGAGCAAAACUCCCCCGCGGGCUCUGGCUCGGGAAUCCAGCCCCCCUCCAGUGUAGGGGCUUCCACUGGGGUUAACUACAGCUCGUUUGGUGGGGUCUCAAUGCCGCCCAUGCCCAUUGCCUCAGUGGCCCCGUCUGCUUCCAUGCCAGGUAACCACAUCCCUCCUUUGUACCUAGAUGGCCACGUGUUUGCUAGCCAGCCUCGUCUGUUACAACAGACUAUACCUCAGCAGCAGGGCUACCAGCAGGCGGCAGCGGCUCAGCAGAUCCCCAUCUCACUUCACACAUCGCUUCAAGCUCAAGCCCAGCUGAGUUUACGAGGCGGCCUCCCCGUCUCCCAGUCACAGGAGAUGUACAGCUCCAUGCAGCCGUUUAGGUCCCAGGUGUAUAUGCACCCCAGCCUCUCUCAGCCCAGCACCAUGGUACUGACCAGCAGCACCGGUCUCAAGCCGCCGUACACCCAGUUCCCAGGCAUGCAACCCCUGGAGAUGGUGAAAACCCAGGCUGCCUCUUACCAGACCAUGAACGGAAGCCAGCAGCUGGUGUACGAGAGCCAGCUGAACCAGGCCGCGGGGUUGGGAGCCUCUCAGAUGAUGGAUUCCCAGCUGACGCAGUUAACCAUGUCGCAGCUCCAGAUGCCCCGUUACGGGUCUGGCCAGCAGGCGAUGCUCCUUCCACAGUCCAUUCAGUUACCCCAAGGGCAGAACUUGCCAGUGGGGGCUCCGCGCAGGAUGCAGCCCUCCAUCAUGACUGCAAGCAGAGAGUCCUCCCAGAUGGAGAUGAAAGGUUUUCAUUUUGCAGACGGCAAACAGAACAUGCCCUCCAUACAAACGCAGCACUCCUACCGGCCCAAUUCAGCUAGUCCCAGUGGAAAGUCACCCGGAGCGGGGCACUCUGCCAACCUGGGGUCUGUGCAGGGACACUAUCCUCAACAGGUAAAACCGAGAUCGGAUGACGGCAAAAGCUGCCUGGCGUCCCCCAAACUCCCUGAGCAGCCGUCGCCAAAUCCGAUGAAGCCGGUCCGCACGGGGGCCAUCAAACCUCAGAUGGUGAAGGUGGAAGAAAGCAAAGCUUAAAAGCGAAGUCUGUAUAUACCAACCGGUUUUCUCCAUCUCGCAUCUGAAGCCGUCAGCCCCGGCCUCCAUGU